AUGUCUACCGUUUUCGAAAGUGGGUUUGCCGUCGGCCAGGUCGUGGACGAGGGCGUCAACGACACGUUCAAGUCGGGCCAGCGGCUACGGCAACAACCAGGCAAUGCGUGUGAAGAAUGUCGCCGGAAACGCAUCCGCUGCGACAGAGGAACGCCGCAAUGCGUGGCCUGCGCCAACGCCGGUGUCAAGUGUGUCGUGAGGAGUACCUGCGCUCCUCGAGGGCCCAAGAAGGGUCACCUCAGGACACUUCAGAAGCAAAUAGAGGAGUUGCAAAACCGCUUCAAGGAACAGAGGGAAGAGCAGGCCGCGGCUGCGGACCAGCAUCACGGCGAGCUGCCGUCGGAGAAGGCGCCCAACUCGGACAGGGACGGCGAGGACGUGGGCAGCGAUUGUUAUCCCAGCAUCGAGUUCACCCCCAUCGGCUCCGCCUCCGACAUAAUGGGACAGUUCGGUGACAUGCCCUGCUGGUCUCCCGACGAAAUCGGCAUGGAGAACCUGCUGCCCAACUUCAUGUUUUCCGGAUUCCUCGUCGACAGCCAGCAGGCCGACGGCCCGGCCCAGGGGCCAUCACAGAUCCUGCAAGAGAUUGGUGUCCAUCCCAAUUCCAUGGCCUGCGCCGAUCUGGAUCAGCUCUACUUCGAUCGGGUUCACCCUUUUGCCCCCAUCCUGCAGGAGUCUCGCUAUUCGUCCUGGUCUAAACGACCAGACAAGACGAAGCCCCAGAUAUGCCUGCAAUACGCCAUGUGGACGCUGGCCGCCUCCCUCUCGACGCAGUUCCAGUUGGAACGACGCAGCCUCUACAACGAGGCCCGCCAGCUGCUCGUCGCCCUCGAGGCCGAGAACCAGGCCAACCACAUCAACCCGAGCUGCUUGUCCAUCGAGCAGGUCCAGGCCUGGAUCCUGCUGGUCAUCUACGAGCUGACCAACACCGACUGCAACUACCAGCGCGGCAUCCUGUCCGCCGGGAGAGCGUUCCGCCUCGUGCAGAUGAUGAGGCUGUACGAGGUCGACGGGCCCGGUUUCGAACACUCGGGCCAGUGGCACGAUCAGAGUGACUGGGUCAACAUCGAGUCCAUGCGGCGUACGUUCUGGCUCGCAUAUACGGUCGACCGGUUCACCAGCGCCAUUGACGGGUUGCCGCUGGCCUUCAACGAGAGACAGAUCCUCACCCGUCUGCCGGCGCCAGAGGUCAACUUCCUCAGCGGACGGCCCGCCACCAUGUGCUUCCUCUCGGACGUCAUGAACGGACUCGACGAGGACCGGACGCCGGACAACGUGUGGCCCUUCACCAAGUCCAUCGUCAUCGCCACCAUCUGCGGCCGCGCCCUGGAGCACAAGUACUUCCUCCCGCACGCGGACCGCAACCAGGACGUCACCUACGACUACCGCCACCACUUCCAGUCGAGCCAGUCGCUGAACGCGCUUCUGACGCAGCACAUCAAGCUGCUCUCCAAGCACGUCUCGCUCGCCUCCGAGAGGCCGGACCCCGUGCUCAUCUUCGUCGCCCUCAUCGCCCACAUGGUCGUCUUCGUGCUCUCCGAGACGAUGGAGUCGACGCCGCAGUUCUCCGAGUCGCAGGCGCCGUCUCAGGGGCAGGGGCAGGGCCAACAACAACAGCAACAGCAACAGCAGCAGCAGGGAGCGCAGGAGGCGGACGCCUUGGUUCUGGAACACAAGCGGCGCUCGCUCGAGUUGGUGCAUAAGCUGAACGCGCUGACGGCCACGCUCGCCCAGCUCAACCACUUCAGGACGCAUCCUCUCACGCCCAUCCCGCUCCUGUUGAGUGCCAGAUUCUGUCUGGCUCGUACCGGGCUGGAUGACACCUACGGCACCUUUCUCCCGCUCGUCACCUCUGCGUUACAACGGCUCAAGAAGUCCAACGGGCUCGCGCAGAUGUGUUUGCAGCGGUUAGGACUGGAACGUGAGGUGGCGGGUCUCCUUCAGUAA
Molecule: messenger RNA, 1947 nt
Organism: Colletotrichum higginsianum IMI 349063
Lineage: Eukaryota; Fungi; Ascomycota; Sordariomycetes; Glomerellales; Glomerellaceae
Product: Binuclear zinc transcription factor
Exons: 6
Coding region: 1-1947 (648 amino acids)
Biological process (GO): regulation of DNA-templated transcription; DNA-templated transcription
Cellular component (GO): nucleus
Molecular function (GO): zinc ion binding; DNA binding; DNA-binding transcription factor activity, RNA polymerase II-specific
Source: RefSeq, a predicted model, not a curated record